Molecule: messenger RNA, 2355 nt
Organism: Spirodela intermedia
Lineage: Eukaryota; Viridiplantae; Streptophyta; Magnoliopsida; Alismatales; Araceae
Source: the annotation of a GenBank genome assembly
AUGGACAAGAAAGAUGGUGGCGGAAACAGCAGAAGAUGCGGUGGGGUGAGCGUGGACACGGUCGUCGAACCCGUCGGCUUUCUUGGCUUCAAGCCCGACGUCCUCAACUCCUUCCUCGGAUCGAGCCGCGCCUCCCUCAAGACCGAACCCAGCGCCGGUUCCUCGCCGCCCGCCUCCUCUGGCGAUGACGACGAGCGGCAGCGUGUGGACGAGAUGGACUUCUUCUCCGGCGAGAAGAAGAGGAAGGUCGAAUUCUCCCCUUCCCGCGCGGAGAACGUCGAGCUGAAGGCCCCCUCGACGGGUACCGUGAAGAAGGAUCUCUCCGUCGAGCCCAUCAACGUGAGCCACUGAUCCAUCAGAGCAUGGUUGGUCUUUACGAACCAUUCAUUCUCUUAUGCCUGAAGAGCUCUCUUGCCAUGGCAGACGCGAUUGCACCUGCUGACCGCCAACACCGGCAGCGACCAGUCGACGUUGGACGACAGCAUGUCGGCCAACGAGGACGAGAAGGAGGACAAGAGUGAAGUAAGUGACCCCGCUCACCCCCUUAAAAUGAAUGAUUAUCCCGACGGCGACGACCGAGUUCACGGUGCUGACCAGAUUGUCCCGUGCUCAGCUGGCGGCUAUGCAGGCGGCACUGGCGAGGAUGAAAGAGGAGAACCUGAAGCUGAGAGGAACCCUGAACAAUGUAUCGGCCGGCUACAACGCGCUGCAGAUGCACCUCAUCCAGCUGAUGCAGCAGCGGAGCCAGAUUAACGGCAACGCCGACAACCAUGAGGUGGGCAGCCAUCUGUGUUGAUUAUAUUGAUCGGCCAAUCUCUGAUGGAUGUUCCUCAAUCCUGGGUUCGUAAAAUGUAGAUCUAUCUAGAUUUAGGCUGACGUCUGAUGACGCCUGAUCUCAGGGCGUGGACGAGAAGAUCGAAAACAUCAAGAAGCACCACAGCUCGGUUCCGAGCAUCGUUCCAAGGCAGUUCAUGGAUCUCGGCCUGGCGUCGGUGGCCGACGAGGCAUCGAAUUCCUCGACGGAGGAGGGGAGCCCAGGGCGCUGCGACUCGCCGCCCAGCAAUGCGGAUGUGGCUUCCACGGACUACCGCCUGCAGAUGACCGGCGUCAAGGCCGGCGACGGAGAUGCCGCCGCCUUCGAUCACGACAAGCCCGGCGACGCCGACGACGGCGGGGAGGACAGCACAGGCAGAGAAGAAUCCCAUGGCUGGGCCUCCAACAAGGUGCCCAAGAUUAACCCCACGGCCACGGCUGCCUCCGAACCGCCGCAGGAGGCCAUCAUGAGGAAGGCGCGCGUCUCAGUCCGAGCCCGCUCAGAAGCCCCCAUGGUACUAUUGGUGUUAUUACCCAGCUUCUCUCAUCAGGUUUUUUUUUCUUCUAUUAUUCUCUCGGCGGUAUCAUUGACCCUUGUGAAUUGGCGCCUGUAGAUAACCGACGGAUGCCAAUGGAGGAAGUACGGUCAGAAGAUGGCCAAGGGCAAUCCCUGCCCGCGGGCUUACUACCGCUGCACCAUGGCGGCAGGUUGCCCCGUCCGCAAGCAAGUAAGAAUCUUUCUUUCCCUCAAUUACGCCGCUUCAGACGAUGGAGCCUAUUGAUGUUUUUGACCAGGUGAGCUGAUCUGGCCCGUGAUCCCCGUAUGAACAGGUUCAGAGGUGCGCUGAAGACCGGUCGAUCUUGAUAACCACGUACGAGGGGACCCACAACCAUCCGCUGCCCCCGGCGGCGAUGGCGAUGGCGUCGACGACGUCGGCGGCGGCUUCCAUGUUGUUGUCUGGGUCCAUGCCGAGCGCUGAUGGGAUGGUGAGCUCCAACGGAGUGAUGAGCUCCAACUUUCUAGCGCGGACGCUUCUGCCGUGCUCCUCGAGCAUGGCCACCAUCUCCGCCUCCGCCCCCUUCCCCACUGUUACCCUCGAUCUCACCCACCCACCCGCUCCGCUCCAGUUCCAGAGGCCGCAGCAGCAGCAGCCGCCGCCUCAACCGCCGGUCAUGGCGGCGCCUCCUGCGGGGAUGCCGCAGAUCUUCGGCCAGGCGCUUUACAGCCAGUCGAAGUUCUCUGGUUCGCAAAUGUCGAAGGACACCGCCGAGCAGCCGCAUUUCGCCCACUCGAUGGCGGCGCCUGUGCAGCAGCUGCCGCCAUCGUUGGCCGACACGGUGAGCGCUGCGACGGCCGCCAUCACGUCGGAUCCCAACUUCAAGGCGGUGCUCGCAGCCGCCAUAUCCUCCAUCAUUGGCGGCGCCGGCAAUCAAGGAAACAGCGCCAACACGCUUAACAUCCUUAACGCCCUCAACGUCAACCCCGCCACCACCGUCACGAGCAACGCCUGUGAGGGCGGUGGCAAGAAGCACGGCGUGUAG